AACUGAGUCAGAACUUCCCGGACUGUCCGCCAUAAAUCCCAGUCAGGAGAAGAACAUUCCUCCUGAAAGCAUCUGGGUCACGUGACUGAACCGAACCGGUCCGGGAAGACCAAGGUUCGGGAACCUAACCAGUCGCUGUGGGUCGCGGAUUUUCUCGCGUGAUUAUUCUUUGGACCAAGGUGGUAAAAGUUGUGGCUCGCGUCUGAAUCCGCCUGGUUCCGACUGUAAACGGACCGAAGGCUCAGCAGGAAAGUUCUGAUGGUUCUGAUCCAACUUCAGGUUAUAUUCUGGUUCCGGUCCAGGCCAGGCUGCUGCGGACUCUGAGGCAGCCAUGACGGUCCUGGGGGAGACGGGGGUGCUGCGGGACCCGGCCGACCUCCCGGCUCUGGAGAUCAAACUGGUGGCGCUGGUGGUUCUGCUGUCCGUCACGCUGCUGUUCGGGUUCGUCCCGCUCUGCCUCGCCAGGGCAGGCGGCCGCUGCGGCGCAGACCCAGAGCGGCGGCGCCGCCUGCUGGCCCUGAUCAGCUGUUUCUCCGGAGGCGUCUUCAUGGCCACCUGCCUGCUGGACCUGCUGCCCGACUUCCUGCAGAGCAUCGGCGAGGCGUUCAGGGACGCUGGGAUCAAACUCCAGUUCCCUCUGCCGGAGUUCAUCGUGGCCAUGGGUUUCUUCCUGGUUCUGGUUCUGGAGCAGAUCGUCCUGGCCUUUAAGGACCAGUCUCCGCCCCAGCUGGAGGAGCGCCGGGCCCUGAUGGCGGACUCCGGCGCCCAGGCGGCCGGCGGCGGCCUGGCCCAACGCCGCAGAGGCUCCGCGGAGCCGGCGGGGCCCCUGCACGCCGCCCCGGGCUCCCAGUCGGCGCUGCGGGCCUUCGUGCUGAUGUUCUCGCUGUCGCUGCACUCGGUGCUGGAGGGGCUGGCGGUGGGGCUGCUGCAGCGCGGCCAGGAGGUGCUGGAGGUCUGCCUGGCGCUGCUCAUCCAUAAGAGCGUCAUCGCGUUCUCGCUGAGCGCCGCGCUGUCCCAGGGCCGGCUGCGGCGCGCCGUGGUGUCCGGCUGCCUGCUGGCCUUCGCCGUCAUGUCACCGCUGGGCAUCGCGCUGGGCGUGGGGCUCACGGAGAGCCGGAUGUCGCCGCAGCACCGGCUGGCCCGCUGCACGCUGCAGGGGCUGGCGGCCGGCACCUUCCUCUACAUCACCUUCAUGGAGAUCCUGCCGCACGAGCUGGCCGCCGGCCGCGGCCGCAUCCCCAAGGUGGCCAUGAUGCUGCUAGGCUUCGCCGCCGUCACCGGGGUCCUCUUCAUCAAGGUGUAACCAUGGCAACGGGGAGAAUCAGAACCUCUGCUUGGACUGAUGGAGGGUGGCAUCUGUCUGUUAUACAGGAUCUUUGUUCCAAUGACGGUCAGAGUUUUGCAAAGUGAUAAUUUUCAUAAAGUUAUUGGAGUUUAACUAAAGGAAGUGAAUCAACCUGCUGCUGCCACGGUCAUAAACCAAACAUGAUCACUUCCUGUGAAACAUGAUCACUUCCUGUACGGCGCAAACAUCCAAUUCCCAACAAGAAUAUUCAACAUUCAUGACGUCACUUUGUGUGUUUGUAUAACCAGCUGUUAUUUACAUAAAACAAUCCUGGUCCAGAUGUUUUCAGUCCGGAGGAAACAUCUGGACCAGGAGGCAAAAAUCACCAGAAACAGGAGCCACAGCGCCCCCUGUUGGUCAGCAGACUGGAGUACAGAUGGAUAAAAACAGAAAGUUUCAGAUUUUUAAAAAAACAAACUAUUCAAGUAUUUAUAUAUUCUGAUUUUAUUUUACUGGUUAAAUGUUUGUUUCCUCCUCUUUGGUUUAUUUCUGCACCCUGAAUGAAUAUUCUGUAUAUUCUAUUAAAACAACAUUAGGAAACUUUG
This is a messenger RNA of Xiphophorus maculatus (southern platyfish), 1890 nucleotides long. Its product is annotated as solute carrier family 39 member 1. The record is from RefSeq and is a predicted model, not a curated record. Gene Ontology annotation, cellular component: plasma membrane. Gene Ontology annotation, biological process: zinc ion transmembrane transport. NCBI's taxonomy places the organism in Eukaryota, Metazoa, Chordata, Actinopteri, Cyprinodontiformes, Poeciliidae. The transcript has 4 exons. The coding region runs from base 332 to 1303 and encodes 323 amino acids. Gene Ontology annotation, molecular function: zinc ion transmembrane transporter activity.